GCCUUUUUGCCCACCGCCCUGUUCACGACCUUUCCUUCCUCCUCCGCUCUCACAAGUCAUCAUGCGUGAAAUCGUCCACCUCCAGACCGGCCAGUGCGGCAACCAGAUUGGUGCCAAGUUCUGGGAAGUCGUCUCCGACGAGCACGGUAUCGAGGCCGAUGGUCUCUACAAGGGCACCAACGACCAGCAGCUCGAGCGCAUCUCGGUCUACUACAACGAGAUCGGCGCGAACAAGUACGUGCCGCGCGCGAUCCUGGUCGACUUGGAGCCCGGUACCAUGGACUCUGUCCGCUCCGGUCCGCUUGGUGGCCUUUUCCGCCCGGACAACUUCGUCUUCGGCCAGAGCGGUGCGGGUAACAACUGGGCCAAGGGCCAUUACACUGAGGGCGCGGAGCUCGUUGACGCUGUGCUCGACGUUGUGCGCAAGGAGGCCGAGGGUACGGACUGCCUUCAGGGCUUCCAGAUCACCCACUCCCUCGGUGGUGGUACGGGCGCUGGUAUGGGUACUCUCCUGAUCUCGAAGAUUCGUGAGGAAUACCCCGACCGUAUGAUGUGCACAUUCUCUGUCGUCCCGUCUCCCAAGGUUUCGGACACCGUCGUUGAGCCGUACAACGCGACGCUCUCCGUGCACCAGCUUGUCGAGAACUCGGACGAGACUUUCUGCAUUGAUAACGAGGCGCUCUACGACAUCUGCUUCCGCACUCUCAAGCUCUCCACGCCGACGUACGGUGACUUGAACCAUCUCGUCUCCUUCGUCAUGUCCGGCAUUACCACUUGCUUGCGCUUCCCUGGUCAGCUCAACUCUGACCUGCGCAAGCUUGCUGUCAACUUGGUGCCGUUCCCGCGUCUUCACUUCUUCAUGACCGGCUUCGCGCCUUUGACUGCGCGCGGCAGCCAGCAGUACCGUGCCGUCACCGUGCCGGAGCUCACGCAGCAGAUGUUCGACGCCAAGAACAUGAUGGCUGCCUCCGACCCGAGGCACGGUCGCUACCUCACUGUUGCCGCCAUGUUCCGUGGCAAGGUCUCCAUGAAGGAGGUCGAGGAGCAGAUGCAGAACGUCCAGAACAAGAACUCUGCCUACUUCGUCGAGUGGAUCCCGAACAACGUCCUUGCGUCGCAGUGUGACAUCGCGCCCCGCGGCCUGCGCAUGUCCGUCACCUUCCUCGGCAACUCGACGGCCAUCCAGGAGCUGUUCAAGCGUGUCAGCGACCAGUUCACCGCCAUGUUCAAGCGCAAGGCGUUCUUGCAUUGGUACACGCAGGAGGGUAUGGACGAGAUGGAGUUCACGGAGGCGGAGUCGAACAUGCAGGACUUGGUUGCCGAGUACCAGCAGUACCAGGACGCGACGGUCGAGGAGGAGGGCGAGUACGAGGAGGAGGUUAUCGAAGACCAGGAGUAAGCGCACACGUACGCCGGGUUGACUUCUGCUCUUCGUCGAUAUCCCUUUGGGCUGUGUUUGUCGUUUAUGUUUGCGGCAAAAAUAAGGUAUCCCCCUCCCUAGUCCUUCGCUUGUCGUUGUGUUCCUCCUUUUUGCUUGUCAUGACCUCGUUAUUACCCUACUGCACGUUUUGAUACACCUUUUUUUCUCCCUUACGCUCUUAUAUUGUGGAUAACGAAAUGACACGAGUGGUCCUUUGUUGGCUGCUAAACUUGCGUGGGAGGUCCUUGAAGAGAGUGAAUGCGAGUGCCUUCAGAAAAAC
Molecule: messenger RNA, 1700 nt
Organism: Schizophyllum commune H4-8
Lineage: Eukaryota; Fungi; Basidiomycota; Agaricomycetes; Agaricales; Schizophyllaceae
Product: tubulin beta chain
Exons: 10
Coding region: 62-1399 (445 amino acids)
Biological process (GO): mitotic cell cycle; microtubule cytoskeleton organization
Cellular component (GO): cytoplasm; microtubule
Molecular function (GO): GTP binding; GTPase activity; structural constituent of cytoskeleton
Source: RefSeq, a predicted model, not a curated record